UCGGGUCAGUACACGUGCCGUGGUAGCCGGUUAGCCGCGGUGUCAGCGCGACUCGUUAACCCCUGUCAAAGGCUCGAGGUUCCUCGCUCGGGAAGGGGAAUCGCCUCUGCUCGCUCCAGAUAGAAUCCAGCAACCAGGAUGUUUGACGAUGAUGAUGAUGCGGAUCCACACUUUACUGCUGUUGAUAAGUAUCACUUUGAGAAUGGCAUGCAGGAGCCUGUCUCUUUGAGUGUCUUGCCUCUAAAGUUUGAUGAGAUUGAUGAAGUAGCAUGUCUUGAUUCCACAAAGGUGGAUUUGCAUGGAUUUGCGGACAAUGGCCUCCAUACAGUGCACGCGAAGGUGGUGGCUUGGAGAGUAGGAUUUGAUUAUGAGCAGCCAAAGAUCACAGUGCUUUCAAGCGAGGGCUAUUGGAUAGAGCUGUUGAAACCACGGAAAUGCUAUGAGAAGACUGUUCGAUCAGUAUUGAUCUCAGUGCAGAUGCUCCACUUUGUAAAGAAGUGGCCUAGAAAAGAAAAUAGAAGCCUUUUGAAUCACCUCUGUGAAGUUUUCAAUAAAUUUGAUAUUAAACCUUCCGAGCGUGAUUUAAAGAAGCAACAUUCCAUAAUCAAGUUCUUCGCAGAGAGGGAUCCAACUUUGAUGAAGUCAAAGAUUCUUCAAAGGAUAAUGGAGAAUACACCCAGGAAAACAAAAAAGCCCAUUUUAAAGGGUGUAGGUGCCACAGAGCGGCUUGUUGCAAGCAGCAGUGACGAUGAAGAAGACUUAGACAAUGACGAUGAUGAUUACAAUGACAAAGAUGACAACAGUGAUGAUGAUUCUAGCUGCAACAAUGAUUAUAAUGAUGGUGAUGACAACAGCAAUGAUGAUUCCAGCUUCAAAGAUGAUGAUAGCGAUGAUGAUGGUGAUAUUGACAAAGAUGAUGAUACUGGUACUGAUAACUUAUGUGCAAUGUGUGACAAUGGAGGGAAAUUGCUAAGCUGUGAAGGACGAUGCAAAAGGGCUUUCCAUCCCAGAGAGAAGGAUGGAAGGGAAUCUAAUUGCGAUACUCUUGGUUUCUCUUCUGCACAACUACAGGAAAUUGGUCAUUAUCUGUGCAAGAACUGUGAAUUUCAGCAACACCAGUGUUUCAAAUGUGAAGAUCUUGAGCCAUCCGAUGGGCCGAAUGCUAAGGUGUUCCAAUGUUAUAAAGCAUGUUGUGGGCACUUCUACCACCCCAGUUGUAUUGCCAAAUUACUUGAGCCUCAUGACAACGAUGGAGCUUGUGAGUUGGAGAAAAGGAUUGCUGCCGGGAUGGCAUUUACAUGUCCUGCACAUUGGUGCUCUAAAUGCGGAAAGAUGGAAGACCAUACUGAAAUACCAUUGUGGCUUGCGGUCUGCCGGCGUUGUCCAAUAUCGUAUCACAAGAAAUGCUUGCCUAGAAACAUUUCCUUUGAAGACUUUGAAGAGAAGGAUGGCAGAAAAAGUAUACGUGCUUGGCACCUGGAUGAUAGAAUUAUCAUUUACUGCAGACAGCAUGAAAUAGAAGACAAGAUCGGAACACCUCGCAGAGACCAUAUAAAGUUACCUUCUAUAAAAGAUAGUGGCACUAUUGGAACACAUUGCAUGGACCAUAUGAAGUUAUCUUCAACUACAGAAAGUACAAGAGAUCUUGCUAAGAAGAAAGCACAAGUGACUGGCAAAAGGAAAAUGAACACCGAUCAAGGUUUAACAGGAACUGAAAAGCUGUCAAAUAAGAUUAGUCAAGAAAAAGCCGGCCAAAUCCAAGGAGUUGUCAUCAAGAAUGACACUGUCCAUUUAAACCGAGGGCACUGUGAUGAGCUAGACAAACUUACUGUGGACGAACAGGCAAAAGGGGAUGAAAAUAACGCCAAAUCUGGAAAAGAAAGAAAGAUGCAUAGGGGAGAAAAUGCAUAUGGACAUGACUUGACACUAGAGAAGGGGAAGACUCCUGGGGUCAAAAGUAAUACAUCUGGUUUAACUAUCGGGGGGUUGACAUCAGGUCAUAUUGAUGACCCCACUCCAGAAAAGAAAUUGCAGAUUGCAUAUGUGAAGACGCCUACUUCAAACAGAAUAAAUAGUUCCCAAGACUCUGGAUGGGAUGGUGAGAAACAAGUUUAUGGAAGCGAUGCCUGCCAGCAGGAUCCGAAGAGUCCUCAUUGCAAUGAUAAUUCGAAAGCAACAGAAAUAGAUACUUCAGUUGACAAGUCAAGAGCAAGACGGGGACAGGAGGAACAGGCAUCUGAUGGUAACAUGUUGGACUUGGAUACCAACAGAAAGAAGUUUCACAAGAAAAAUGGAGAUGUUCGUGACAAAGUUCAAAGCCCUCAAAGAAUCCGUGACAUCGAAAAUCCUCGGUCAAAAAGUCUUCCUCAGCGUACUGAUGACCAGAGAGCUUCAAAGUCUUCUGAAUACAUUGGCAGAGAGGGAAGGGGAUCAAGUAGAGGAGAGUGGAGGGAUAACAGGAGAGCAAGUAAACAUAACUCACUCUCGGGGAGGAGAAGUCCUCAAAAGAGAUCAAGGGCCUCUUCUCCGCAACGGCGAAGGAUGGACUAUCUAAGAAGCAAUAACCAACACAGAUAUGAGCAAGGACGACGCGAUGAUUAUUCCAGUGAUGGUGAUGUUGGUAGAAGGAGGUUGAGCCCCCAGCAACCAGCAUUUUCUCGUGAUGAUUUUGGUACUAUGCCCAGUCCCCCUUCAUCUCGGGGAAGAGCAGAAUAUGGUACCAGCGAAAGACGUACGAGAAGAGCGGAAGAAUAUGAAAGGCAUGGUUCCCCUUGGUACCUGAGAAGACCUGAAGGUGCUACUAGUCGAAUGGAUGACUCCAGUUUGUACGCACUAGGAUCAGAUUAUGCAAUGGACCGGACAAGUGUUCCUGUCCAUCAUCCACGCAACGUCGAUCUUGAUUACGGUGACUACCAUUUGAUGGACAUUGCUCGAGUUGAUAGGCAUUCUGCGUAUGGAGCGCGAACUGACACUGGCUGGGGCGAAAAUGCAGCAUUGAGUGGUGGGGGUUUCAGUGAUUAUGGACUCGGAUCAGAUUACCCACCAAGACUGAGAUCAGAUUCCGCACCAAGACUGAGAUCAGAUUCCCCACCAAGGAACGGAUUUAAAUUGGGUGAUUUGGCUUUCGCUGCAGGUUCAGUUACGGACAAGUAUGUUCCGCAGCUUGACCAAACGAAUCAUUAUACAACAAGAGGCCAUGGUGGCCUAAGUGAUGUGAGCUUCCAGCGCGGACAUCAGAACUCGUAUAGAUAUAGUCUCUUCUAGUAGAUUGCUACUGUUCUGGUUCUUGUUAACCUGGCCCUAGUCACUCUACAAGAGCCCUGCAGGAAACCAAGAGUUAAAACCUUCUUAGCCUUGAAACAGAUGUCUUUUAAUAAUUUGUGAGAGUAGAGUAUGUUGCAUUAUGUUUUCGCCACUGGCUUUGUCCUUGGUACAUCAGGCUUCUGUGGAACAGGUGUAUCUGGUGAUUAGGAAUUACUGGACAAGCUUUGGUCACAAGCGAUUUCUUGUCUUACAACAGAUUUUUAUUUCAUCUACCUAGGUAAACAAAAAUUAUCCGCUUAAUUUGCUGGCC
Molecule: messenger RNA, 3574 nt
Organism: Brachypodium distachyon (stiff brome)
Lineage: Eukaryota; Viridiplantae; Streptophyta; Magnoliopsida; Poales; Poaceae
Exons: 10
Coding region: 139-3264 (1041 amino acids)
Source: RefSeq, a predicted model, not a curated record